AUGCAUAGAUCAGCAAGCUGGAACCGGGUUGCUGAUGACGAUUACUUCAAUCAGAGGAUGGCUGAUCAGUACUAUAUGCACUCAUCGCCCAAUGAGGGAGCUCAAGGGAUGAGAAAGUCAUCCUCUACGGAAUUGAAUCAGUUACCGGCCUAUGAUCCAAUGGUGGAAUUGGCUAUGAAGGAGAAGUCACGAGCGAAGUUUGCAGAAAAUGCUGUCCAUAUUAUUCCAUUCGUGCUGCUUCUUUGUGGCCUUAUUUUAUGGUUCUUUUCCAAUCCAGAUAUAGAUGUGGGAAUUAGAAAUAUGGAUUCAGUAGCUGCAAGAAUUGAAGGAUUGACAAUUGAAGGAGACAUUGAUACUGAUAGUGACGGUACUCAAACAGGGUUUCUACCUCUCGAUCAAGGAGAUUUGGACAUGCCAAAACAAACAAAAGAUCACAAAAUUUUCAGAAAAUUGAUCGAAAAGAUCAAAUGGUGA
Dovyalis caffra is the source of this 474-nucleotide messenger RNA. The record is from the annotation of a GenBank genome assembly. NCBI's taxonomy places the organism in Eukaryota, Viridiplantae, Streptophyta, Magnoliopsida, Malpighiales, Salicaceae.